CUCUCUCUCUCUCUCUCUCUCUCUCUCUCUCUCUCAUGGCGAGCAGAAGGGACGCCGUCUCUGUUACGGACUGACGGAAGCUCUGCUUUCCUCCUCGCAUUCUUUAAAAACACAUGAAUUCACUCGCGUAAAGAGGCGUGAGUCUCCACACUCUUCCGUCUAAAGGGGUUAAAUAAAGGAAAUCUCAGCAUGAACAGUAUGAGCAGUUGCGGCUUCCUGAAUAUGGCGACGACAGGAGAUUUUGACCCGCUCAACGCCACUAUUCCUGCCACAAAAGUUGAGAUUACGGUCUCGUGCAGAAACCUUCUCGACAGAGACACGUUUUCCAAAUCAGAUCCAAUCUGUGUGCUAUACACCCAAGCCAUUGGCAACAAAGAGUGGAGAGAGUUUGGGCGGACGGAAGUUAUCGAUAACACUUUGAACCCAGAUUUUGUGCGCAAAUUCUUAUUGGACUACUUCUUUGAAGAAAGACAGAACAUAAGGUUUGAUCUGUAUGAUGUCGACUCCAAGAGCCCCAACCUCUCAAAACAUGAUUUCCUUGGACAGGCCUUGUGUUCGUUGGGAGAGGUGGUGGGUUCGCAGGGCAGUCGUAUGGAGAAAGAUCUUGGGGGGAUUCCAGGGAAGAAAUGUGGGAAAAUUAUUGUGAAGGCUGAGGAGCUUAACAACUGCAGGGAGUCUGUGAUGAUGCAAUUUUGUGGCAACAAGCUGGACAAAAAGGACUUCUUUGGCAAAUCGGACCCCUUCUUAGUGUUUUACCGCAGCAAUGAGGAUGGAACAUUUACUAUUUGUCAUAAGACAGAGGUGGUGAAGAACACGCUGAACCCUGUGUGGCAAGCCUUUAAAAUCCCCGUCAGAGCCCUGUGCAAUGGCGAUUUUGACAGAGCGAUCAAGGUUGAGGUGUAUGACUGGGAUCGUGAUGGCAGCCAUGACUUCAUUGGAGAAUUCAGCACAAGCUAUAGAGAACUGUCAAGAGGCCAGUCACAAUUUAACGUGUAUGAGGUCAUAAACCUUAAGAAGAAAGGCAAGAAGAAAAAAUAUCUCAACUCUGGAACAGUGACACUGCUCUCGUUUCUCGUUGAUAUUGAAGUCACCUUCCUGGACUACAUCAAAGGCGGGACUCAGAUUAAUUUCACAGUGGCGAUUGAUUUCACAGCUUCUAACGGCAACCCAGCCCAGCCCACUUCCCUUCAUUACAUGAGUCCGUAUCAGCUCAACGCCUACGCCAUGGCACUUAAAGCUGUGGGGGAGAUCAUACAGGACUAUGACAGCGACAAGAUGUUCCCUGCACUGGGGUUCGGAGCCAAACUGCCUCCUGAUGGGAGAAUAUCCCAUGAGUUUGCCUUGAAUGGAAACCCUCAGAAUCCAUAUUGCAAUGGCAUUGAUGGAGUCAUGGAAGCGUAUUACCAGAGUCUAAAGUCCGUUCAGCUCUUCGGUCCUACCAACUUCUCGCCUGUCAUCAACCAUGUAGCCAGAUACGCUGCCUCAGUAAAGGACGGAUCCCAGUACUUCAUCCUGCUCAUCAUCACGGAUGGAGUGAUAUCAGAUAUGGCCCAGACAAAAGAGUCCAUUGUUAAUGCUGCAUGUCUUCCCAUGUCAAUUAUUAUUGUUGGAGUUGGACCAGCCGAGUUUGACGCCAUGAUCGAGUUGGAUGGUGAUGAAGUCAGAAUCUCAUCGAGGGGCAGAUAUGCUGAGAGAGACAUCGUACAGUUUGUUCCAUUCAGAGACUACAUCGAUCGCACUGGGAAUCACAUCCUCAGCAUGGCCCGUCUGGCCAAAGACGUUCUUGCUGAGAUCCCGGACCAGUUCCUAUCCUAUAUGAAGACCAGAGGCAUCAAGCCAUCUCCCGCUCCCCCUCCGUACACACCGCCAGGACACCCGCUGCAAACUCAGAUCUGAAAUGGGCCCAGGAGCGAGCCUUGCAGUAUCUCAGCAUCUAUCUCUCAAAUCACUCAGUGAGGUGAAAGUUUCCUCAGCUUUUUCUGUCCCUUUCUCUUUGCACUAUGGGGGCUGUAGAUGGACACCAUGCUUCGACAGGGUUCUGAGGACAGGUUUACUUCCAUUACAGGCAUUCUCUGUCAGGAUGUCUCUCAGUUUCUCUCUCUGUCUCUCAAUGCCUGGCUAGCUUGUUUUCUGAGAGCCAUGUUAUAGAAUGAACUUCACGUUUCUGGCUCACCGUGAAAAGAAGGAUGAAGGUGUAUGACGGAAUGACUAAAGAAACGAGCUGACGAUGUUGCGCCACGUCUCAGAACAGCAGAGCAGCUUCCUCUUCCUCAGACUGGGGAAAAGGCUAACAAAUCACCAGUCUCAAAUGGACUGUUGUACAUAAAUUUGACUUAUUCCGUCAUUUCUUAUCUCUUCCUCUUCUUUCUUCUCUGAGCUCUCACUCAAUGUUUACAUGUUAAUGAUUUUCUUACUGUUGGAUCUGACUUUUAUAAGUGUAUAUCUUCAACAUGA
Molecule: messenger RNA, 2454 nt
Organism: Rhinichthys klamathensis goyatoka
Lineage: Eukaryota; Metazoa; Chordata; Actinopteri; Cypriniformes; Leuciscidae
Product: copine-8
Exons: 20
Coding region: 190-1896 (568 amino acids)
Biological process (GO): cellular response to calcium ion
Cellular component (GO): plasma membrane
Molecular function (GO): calcium-dependent phospholipid binding
Source: RefSeq, a predicted model, not a curated record